This is a messenger RNA of Tripterygium wilfordii, 1634 nucleotides long. RefSeq names its product allantoate deiminase 2. NCBI's taxonomy places the organism in Eukaryota, Viridiplantae, Streptophyta, Magnoliopsida, Celastrales, Celastraceae. The coding region runs from base 53 to 1498 and encodes 481 amino acids. The transcript has 11 exons. The record is from RefSeq and is a predicted model, not a curated record. Gene Ontology annotation, molecular function: hydrolase activity, acting on carbon-nitrogen (but not peptide) bonds, in linear amidines.
AGUGCAUUGAGUUGCGUGGCCUUCUUUGUUCUUUCUUUGUCGCCCUUUAGACAUGGCGAUUACUGAUACAAUACGUUUCUCCCUGAACCAAAGCUUCAAUUCAUGGAGACUCUUCUAUUGUUUGGCGUUCAUUCUGUUAUCAAGUACUCUUGUUUGUGCAGAAAGGACAAGGAGCGAUUUGUAUGCAGAAAUAUUGAAGUCUGAGGCUGUGGCGAGACUCUAUGAACUUGGAAAGGUUAGUGAUGCUGACGACUAUCUUGAGAGGACAUUCUUGAGCCCUGCUUCUGUGAGGGCAGGAAAUCUUAUUCGGGUGUGGAUGGAGGAUGCCGGUUUGAGAACGUGGGUGGAUUAUAUGGGUAAUGUACAUGGUCGAGUUGAGGGGAUGAAUAAAACUGCUGAGGCUCUGCUAAUUGGUUCCCAUUUGGACACUGUUGUUGAUGCUGGGAUAUAUGAUGGAUCAUUAGGUAUAAUCUCUUCAAUAUCUGCAUUAAAGUUCUUGAAAAGAAAUGGACAGUUUGGAAAACUAAAACGGCCAGUUGAGGUGAUUGCUUUUAGUGAUGAGGAAGGAGUUAGAUUUCAGUCUACUUUCUUAGGCAGUGCUGCUAUAGCGGGGAUUUUGCCAGUUUCGGCAUUGAAUAUAUCUGAUAAAAGGGGUUUAACACUGCAAGAUGUUCUAAGGAAGAACGCCAUCCAAAUUACGGAAGAGAAGUUACUAGAGCUCAAAUAUGAACCAUCGUCUGUUUGGGGGUACAUAGAGGUUCACAUUGAACAAGGACCUGUCUUGGAGUGGGUUGGUUAUCCCCUGGGUGUGGUUAAAGGCAUAGCUGGACAGAGUCGACUUAAGGUCACAGUGAGAGGUUCACAGGGGCAUGCUGGAACAGUACCAAUGUCCUUGCGUCAGGAUCCAAUGGUUGCUGCUGCUGAAUUAAUUGUAUUGUUGGAGAGUCUCUGCAAACAUCCUAAGGAAUUUCUGUCUUAUGAUCAUCAUUGCAAUGAUAUCGUAGUGGAAUCACUUUCCAAAUCACUUGUUUGCACUGUCGGGGAGAUAUCGACAUGGCCAAGUGCUAGUAAUGUCAUUCCGGGCCAGGUAACAUUUACUGUUGACAUACGUGCAAUGGAAGACAUUGGACGUGAGGCUAUUAUUUACGAACUAUCAAAUCAAAUGUAUCAAAUUUGCGAGAAGCGCUCUGUAUCUUGCAUUAUUGAGCGUAAGCAUGAUGCAGGUGCAGUAAAUUGUGAUUCCGAAUUAAUAUCACGUCUGAAGGACUCGGCCAAUGCUGCACUAAAGAUAUUGACCAGGGAAACACAAGAUGAGGUUCCCAUAUUAAUGAGUGGAGCAGGGCAUGAUGCAAUGGCCAUUUCUCAUCUCACUAAGGCUGGAAUGCUAUUUGUCCGCUGCCGUGGAGGGGUAAGCCAUUCCCCUGCAGAACAUGUAUUGGAUGAUGAUAUUUUCGCUGCUGGUCUUGCAAUUGUGAAAUUUCUAGAGUUCCAAAUGUAAAUCAGACGAUUUAAUUUACAUUGAUGUACUGUAAAUAAUAUCCUGAUAAAAUAAGACCCACAAUGUUGGCGAUGGUCAAUUGUACAAACUUCUUUUGCUGUCCCUAUGCCUAAUCUGAUUGCAAACUUGAUCUCAA